UCACUCGAGUGUUUUGGUGUGCUUGAAAAAGGGUGCAUUUUGAUAAUAAUGUGAGCCCAAAGUACCCAAAAAUCCUCAUUACUCAUUAGUUUAGUGUAAUUUUGAUUUGCCCGCAACGCGAUGGGUUUCCUCGAGGAUACAAUCAUCGUUUUUGUAUCACAGGUGCUCUUCUUCACCGGAGGCUGGAUAUUCUUUGUCAAGCAGCUCUUCCGGAACUAUGAGGUGCGCAAUAUCCUGGUGCAGCUCAUCUUCUCCCUCACAUUCGCCCUGUCGCUCACGAUGUUCGAGUUGAUCAUCUUCGAGAUUGUGGGCUUUCUCGAGACCAGCUCGAGAUACUUCCACUGGCGACUGGGACUUACGUUGCUCCUGUUCAUGGUGGUGGCCCUGAUACCCUACUACAUCGCCUAUUCCAGCAUCAGCAACAUUCGCAUAGUGCCACAACGCUGGGUCAUGCCUCUGACCACUCUCCUGUGGCUUCUCUAUGUGUACGGCUUCUGGCGCAUCGGAGACCCCUUUCCCUUGCUCAGUGUCGCCAAGGGCAUCUUCACAAUUGAGCAGGCUGUGUCGAGGAUCGGCGUGGUCGGAGUCACCGUCAUGGCGAUCCUCUCAGGCUUCGGCGCCGUCAACUAUCCCUACACCAGUAUGGCCUACUUCAUCCGCUCUGUGUCACAAAGCGACAUCCUCGCCGUGGAGCGCCGUCUCAUGCUCACCAUGGACAUGAUGGUGCUGAAAAAGAAGCGCAUCGCAAUCGACAAGCGCCGCAACAAGGCGUCAUCCGCCAAGCCUGGCAUUUGGGGCAUGAUCAGCUCCGUGACAAACCGCUCGGCCGGCGCAGAGAAUGUUGGCCAGCUUCGGCUGGAGAUUUCCGCCCUGGAGGAGAUGUCUCGACAACUCUUCCUUGAGGUGCACUCGCUGAAGAACAUGCAGGAGCGCCAGCGGUGGUCCAUGACCCUCCAGGGCAAGUACUUCAACGUCCUGGGACACUUCUUCAGUCUCUACUGCAUGUGGAAGAUCCUGAUUUGCACCAUCAACAUCGUGUUCGACCGCGUGGGAAAGAAAGACCCCGUGACACGUGGCCUGGAGAUUGCCGUGCACUGGUGUGGCUUCGAGAUGGACAUCGCCUUUUGGAGUCAGCAUGUGUCCUUCUUCCUCGUCGGUUGCAUCGUGGUGACCUCAAUUCGUGGCUUACUUCUCACACUCACGAAGUUCUUCUACAAAAUCUCCUCCAGCAAGUCGUCAAACAUCAUCGUACUGGUUCUCGCCCAGAUCAUGGGCAUGUACUUCUGCUCGUCUGUUCUUCUCAUGCGGAUGAACAUGCCAGCAGAGUACCGUGUGAUCAUCACACAAAUCCUCGGCGGACUGCACUUCAACUUCUACCACCGAUGGUUCGACGUGAUCUUCCUGGUCAGUGCGCUCUCGACCAUCUUCGUGCUCUACAUGCUCCAUCGGCCGCCAGUAUCCGAUGAUCCACUGUGAAAAUUCCACCCCAAAUGCAUUCACGACAUGUCGUCUUAACCAAUCUGUUUAGGAACAAUUAAAUUAUUUCACAUAAAAAGCACGCCGCGUGGUUAAAAUUAGACAUGACAACUGCAGUCUAUUUAUAGGAAGGAAUUCUCUAUGCGGAAUAUGACGAAUUUAUAAGCGUAUUGUUUUCUGCACAGUCAUGAGUUGGUUUUUUUUCGCGUCUAUUACACUUUCACCCCUUUUCAUCAAACAAGUGGGAAUUCCGCAUUUUGCCACAAUUCACCGAGCGCGGUGUGUGAGUCAGUUCAGGGGGUGUGUUUCAAUCACUAAUACAAAUCCGAAAAAGUGAUUGAUUUCUCGCCAAACGGCUUGUGUUGGUCUAUUGAAUUAGUCGUCAAUUAAUCAAAAUUUACACAAAACGGAAGCAGAAAAAAUUCAGAUGGAUGGAGGGAAAACUAUUCAUACAAAAAGAACUUCCACCCUAUACAUUUUGGGGGGGGGGAGGAGCACAUAAAAUCAAAUAUUUGCACCAAUUCUCCGGAGUCUUUCUAUGGCAUGAGCGAAAAUACCACCAAAAUACACUAAUCACGUGAGGUAGAAUGAAAGACAUUUUGCCUUUCUUGAGGUAUGAAAUUUAUAGGCGAAUGUCAAGAUAAAACGAAAUGGAAUUUUUAGUGUGGAUGAAAAAUCAUAAAUCCCACCCCAUUUUGAUGGAUCAAUGAACCCAAAAUGUACAAUUCCGAUUUAUUUGCUGUAAUACAGACAAAUUUGUCCAAAAACUAUGUCAGAACAUUCGGAAAGGCACACGCUUGUUAGCUUCCAACACACACAAAGCAAUUAGGCAUUGAAGAAGGUUUUGAAAUGCAGAGUGAACUCCAGAGCGCUUUUCCCACCCCCUCUUCACGGCAAUGUACAAUUGUUGUGUAUAUCGUGAAAAUGAUGGUGAUUUAUUUGAAUUGCGGCAACUUGUGUAAAAUGCACGCAAUUUCCUACCUUUUUGGGCAA
Molecule: messenger RNA, 2469 nt
Organism: Phlebotomus argentipes
Lineage: Eukaryota; Metazoa; Arthropoda; Insecta; Diptera; Psychodidae
Gene: GPHR
Product: Golgi pH regulator
Exons: 6
Coding region: 121-1476 (451 amino acids)
Biological process (GO): intracellular pH reduction
Cellular component (GO): Golgi cisterna membrane
Molecular function (GO): voltage-gated monoatomic anion channel activity
Source: RefSeq, a predicted model, not a curated record